Molecule: messenger RNA, 417 nt
Organism: Diabrotica balteata
Lineage: Eukaryota; Metazoa; Arthropoda; Insecta; Coleoptera; Chrysomelidae
Source: the annotation of a GenBank genome assembly
AUGUCGCUUGGUUGUAAAAUGAUAGUCGUAGCUUUCGUUGUUCUUUUCUUUUGCGACGGCAAAGAAUUUAAGGAGCUAAAUGAGGAGCUGGAUGACCACAGCAACUAUAUUGACAAAUUUCCAUGUGAUAAGCCGCAGCCGAGGACCUUUUACCUCAAAGACAUUGUAAGUAAAGAUGACUGGAAUAAGAAGUAUAAAAAGCAAAUACCGAAGAUAAGACCCUUGUACACUAUUCUUCACAGAUGCGAAGGUAGCGGAGGAUGUUCAAAAUAUGGUGAAAAAUGCAUAGUAAACGAAACAAAAAUAGUAAAGUUGGCGUAUAACAUGGGACUUUCUAGACGUAUAGAGCUGUUUGAAGUGAAAAAUCACACAUCCUGUAAAUGCGACGAUAGUACUAAUGAUUCUCGGAUUAAAUGA